UUUAAUCAUACAACCUACCUUGAUAAAACAUUCUCAUCAAGAUAUUUAACAAAAGCACAUAUCCUAACCGUUAACCGCUAAUUCCCAAGACAACAAUAACAAUUAAAAAACGCAUUGAACUUUCACACGAAAUGCACUAGACUAGCCUACUAAACUAAUCUAGGUCCCAAAAAGUAUAUGACCUACUUAGUAAACCAAAAGUCCGCAUCCCAAGUUCACGACCUUUACAAUGACCGCACAAGGCUUUCGUUAUGAAACCUGGACUUUUACUUCCAGACUGAGAAAGUCCAUUUUGGUGGCUGCCACACUUGCUCGAGGCUAUAUAGGAUCGUGCGCGAUGCGGGCGCGCAGAUGUAGCUUACAUUCACGAUGAGACGGUCGACUGUCUUGCUCUUAUUCGCGGUCGCGCACGCGCUCCCAGCCCAAGACUCGGGCCACACGGACAACGACAUCGACGGCCUGACCGACUGCCUCAGGAAGGAAUCCACAACAUGCCUCAAGUACAAAUUCUUCUCGUUCGUCGACAAGAUGAUCGGACAGAAGGAGUCCUUCUCCCUCAGCGAUGGAGUCACCGUCGUCAAGUCAGCUGACGUCCCCACAGACACAGGAGCACCGAGAGCUCUAGAUCCUGUUUCACGGUUGAAGAGUUACUUCGAGACGCAUUCCUUGAGAGUUGAAGUGAAAGGUUCCGAUGUGAUUGACGCGGUGUCAAGUGCAGGACGCGCGCUCGAAGAUACUGUGUCAUCGUUCACUGAGGACAAUGAAGUCAGUGAGGGCAGAGGGAAGAAGAAGAAGGCGGCCAAGAUCCUCGGACCGCUGAUAGCCGCGGUGGCUCUCAAGAUGAUGGCGUUGAUGCCGUUGGCUAUUGGCGCCAUAGCGCUGAUUGCAGGAAAGGCGUUGCUGAUCGGAAAGCUCGCGUUGGUGUUGUCAGCGAUCAUUGGACUGAAGAAGUUGCUGUCGCAGCAGAAGCACGUGACGUAUGAGGUGAUUGCUCACCCACAUCACACAUCGAGCCAUGACUACAGUGCGGGCACGAGUGGGUACGGGGGUGACUCCGGAGGCUCGUCGUACAGCAGCAGCGGCAGCGGGGGCGGGCACGGCGGCGGCGGCUGGGGCCGCUCGCUCGAGGCUCAGAACUUGGCGUACUCCGCGCAGAAACCUUAGCGACCCGGUUCCAUGGCCCCUUUUCAACUGAUUUCUCCGAUCUUCAAUGUAUUUAAGUAUUAUUUAUCUUGUAUGGAUGUGUGCGUGCCAGUUAUUUAUUGAAUGAUUUAUUUAAUAAUUUAUUAACGUCUUGUCAUGACUUGCGUUAUUAUUCGAUAAAUGACGUUUAUGCCGUUUCGUUGUUUAAGUUACUUCAGUCAUAUUUUUGUUUUUCGUUAUAUUUUCUUCUUUAUUUAUGUGUAUAUACGU
Molecule: messenger RNA, 1413 nt
Organism: Trichoplusia ni (cabbage looper)
Lineage: Eukaryota; Metazoa; Arthropoda; Insecta; Lepidoptera; Noctuidae
Gene: Osi7
Exons: 1
Coding region: 370-1164 (264 amino acids)
Source: RefSeq, a predicted model, not a curated record